AUGGAGGAAACCCUCAACAGCACCAUCGAUCCAGCUUGUUUACAAGAGCCACCGCUGGCCAUGGACGUAAUAAAGCAGCUAGAUGUGUUUGAAUGGUGCCUGUACUCCAUGCUCACCUUCAUGUCCUGCGUCUCCCUGCUGCUGUACUUGGAGCAGUGCGUCUAUAUUUAUAAAAAACUGCCCUACCCCAAGAAGACGACCCUCAUCUGGAUAAGUGGUGCAGCACCAGUCAUCGCCACCAUGUCUUGUUUUGGGAUGUGGAUCCCGAGGGCCGUCAUGUUCACCGACAUGACAUCUAACUGUUAUUUUGCAGUCGUGGUCUAUAAGGUCUUGGUUCUGAUUAUCGAGGAGUUUGGGGGCAGCGCUGCUUUCCUGAAGCGGUUUUCCGGUAAACCCCUUUUAAUCCGCACAGGACCGUGCUGCUGCUGCUGCCUCUGUUUACCCCGCGUGCCCAUGUCACGGCGAUUGUUGUUCUACCUGAAGUUGGGUGUCCUUCAGUAUGCAAUCCUAAAGACGGUUCUCUCCAUCCUCGCCAUAGUGUUGUGGACAAACGGCAACUUUGAUCUUGCUGAUCUGGAGAUCACUGGUACAGCCAUUUGGAUCAACCCAUUCAUUGGAGUUCUCACGAUCAUCUCCCUUUGGCCUGUUGCCAUCAUCUUCAUGAACACCAACAGCUUUCUACGCGGCGUCAAAAUUGUACCCAAGUAUGCAAUCUACCAGCUUAUACUUGUCCUGAGUCAGCUGCAGACUUCAAUCAUUAACAUCCUGGCCCUGGAUGGGACCAUCGCCUGUGCGCCUCCCUUCUCAUCUCAGGCUCGUGGCUCCAUGCUAAGUCAGCAGAUGAUGAUCAUGGAGAUGUUCAUCAUCACUCUGGUUAAUCGGUGGUUGUACCGUCGAACAUAUGACGAACUUCCCUCUGAGGCUCAUGACAAUGACAAGAACGCUGAGGUGGCCCUGAAGAGUACUCUCGUCGAGCAUGACGUCUAA
This is a messenger RNA of Anoplopoma fimbria (sablefish), 987 nucleotides long. Its product is annotated as organic solute transporter subunit alpha-like. NCBI's taxonomy places the organism in Eukaryota, Metazoa, Chordata, Actinopteri, Perciformes, Anoplopomatidae. The transcript has 8 exons. The record is from RefSeq and is a predicted model, not a curated record. Gene Ontology annotation, biological process: transport. The coding region runs from base 1 to 987 and encodes 328 amino acids. Gene Ontology annotation, molecular function: transporter activity.